Messenger RNA from Vicia faba (fava bean), 957 nucleotides. The record is from the annotation of a GenBank genome assembly. Lineage: Eukaryota; Viridiplantae; Streptophyta; Magnoliopsida; Fabales; Fabaceae.
AUGAAGUGUGAAAUGGGAAUUCUUUCUCAUGCACCAUUUGUUGAAAACAAUUGGUUUAUGGAAGAUAGAAGUAACAUUAACAGGAGAGCAACAAAAUGGACUGCAUCAGAGAACAAGUUGUUUGAAAAUGCUCUUGCUGUUUAUGAUAAAGAUACGCCGGAUCGGUGGGCUAAGGUAGCUGAAAUGAUACCUGGAAAAUCUGUUGUUGAUGUGAUGAAUCAGUAUAAGGAAUUGGAAGUUGAUGUUUGUAAUAUUGAAGCUGGUUUAGUUCCAAUUCCUGGUUAUAGUACUAGUACUACUACUACUACUGCCUCACCUUUUACCUUGGAUUGGGUUAGUUCUUCUGGUUAUGAUGCUUUUAGAGGAAUCAAUUCUAAGAGAAGUGGUUCCGGUAGAUCGAUCGAUCAGGAGAGGAAGAAAGGCGUGCCAUGGACCGAAGAAGAACACAAGUUGUUUCUAUUGGGUCUGAAAAAGUAUGGAAAAGGUGAUUGGAGAAACAUAUCAAGAAACUUUGUGAUCACAAGAACACCAACACAAGUUGCUAGCCAUGCUCAAAAAUAUUUCAUCCGACAACUUUCCGGCGGCAAAGACAAAAGAAGAGCUAGCAUCCAUGACAUAACAACGGUUAACCUCACCGAAACUUCAAAAGCUUCUCCAACUUCGGAAAACACCAAAACAUCCACUUCACCAAACCAUAACCAUUCCAUGAACAUCAUCAACAAAUAUUCCACCGCCGCAUCCGAGAUGCAUUUUCAGCCGACUAUGAUGAUGACGGCUUUCGACCCCUCACAUGAACAAGUUUUCAUGUCUCAUAAUAACUCUUAUGGAUUUAAAAUGCAAGGUCAAAAUCAAAAUAUGCAUAGAAAUACUCUUCAUGAGUCUUCUUACUUUGGAACUCAAACACAAAACAUGGUCUUCCAAAUGCAAUCUUCUCAACAAAACUAUUCACAUGCAUGA